This is a messenger RNA of Insectozyma verbasci, 1989 nucleotides long. Lineage: Eukaryota; Fungi; Ascomycota; Pichiomycetes; Serinales; Debaryomycetaceae. The record is from the annotation of a GenBank genome assembly.
AUGAAUAAAUCAUCAGUUGCUUCAGAGCAAAAAUCAUCACAACAACCUCAAAAUUCCUCAGAUCAAGAAAUUAGCAAGGAUCAUCAAUUACAUCAACAACCCUCAUUUAUACCUCCAAAACGUAUUAAAUCAUCUACAAAUACUAAUAAAAACGAACAAUCUGCUCCUAAAAUAUUAACAAAUAAUAUAACUUCAACUCAAGGUCAAAGACCUGCAAUUAAUCCAUUAAAUUUAACAAAUUCAUCUUCAACAUCAAAUACAAAUACAAAUAUUCCACAAAAUAUACCUGUUAGAAAUCAAAGUGUUUCAUUUAAUGAUUCAGAUCAAGAAAGAUUAAGAAGAUUUACAAUUUCUGCUCAACCAUCCUCUGCGAAUAUUAAUGAACAAAAUAAAGAAAAUAAUAUUGAAGAACCACAUUUAUCUACUUCUAAUGUACCAUCAAGACAAUCAUCAGUAAAGAAAAGAAUUCAAUCUCCAUCAUCAAAUUUUGAUACAUUAAAUUUUAUAGCUCAAAAAUCAAAUUUUCAGUCUCCACCACCAUCUCAAUUUCAUAAAGAUUCCUCACAUUCUCCAAUUUCAUCAGAUGGUAUAAGAAAAGGUUUUAGUUUUGAUUCAAUAAAUAAUGAAGCUACUAUUGAUGCUGCUGCUUCACAGAGAAUUACUAGUCCUAGUCCACCACCAUUUAGUAAAGUUUCAGGUACAACAUCAACAACUACAUCUCCACAACAACAACCACAUAAUAUACAACCUAUUAAAAUUACAGGUACAAAUUCAAAUAGUUCAUCACGUAGAAGUUCAAUUAAAAAAUCAAAUAAAACAAUUGUUGCAUCACCAGUUGGUCCACCAGUUCCAUUUCAGCAAUAUUUAUCAAAAGAAGAUGAUGGAAAAUUUCAUAUUUUAUUAGCAUGUACUGGAUCUGUUGCAACUAUAAAAGUUCCAUUAAUUAUUGAUAAAUUAUUUCAAAUUUUUGGUACAAAUAAAAUUUCAAUUCAAUUAGUAGUUACAAAAUGUGCUAGUCAUUUUUUAAGAGGUUCAAAAUUACAUAAUGAUGUUAAGAUUUGGAGAGAUGAAGAUGAAUGGGCAAAUUAUAACGAAAAUAAUAAAAUUAUGACAACAACAACUACAACAACUACAACAACAACUACAACUAAUAAUAAUAAUCUAACUGUUAAUAAAAAACCGAAAAAUCCUUACGAUAAUUUAAUUUUACAUAAUGAAUUAAGAAAAUGGGCUGAUAUAAUGUUAAUUGCUCCAUUAUCUGCAAAUACUUUAGCUAAAAUUUCAAAUGGAAUUGCUGAUAAUUUAUUAACUUCAAUCAUAAGAUCUUGGGCACCACCAUCAACUGUUAAUACUCAACAAAUUAAAAAACCAAUAAUGGUUGCACCUGCAAUGAAUACUUUUAUGUAUACUCAUCCAAUUACAGCAAAACAAUUAAAAAUAAUUGGUAGUCCUGAUUUUGGAUUUGAAAUUUUAAAACCAGUUGAGAAAGUAUUAGUUUGUGGUGAUAUCGGUAUGGGUGGUAUGAGAGAAUGGACUGAUAUUGUUGAUAUUUUAAGAAGAAAAAUAAUUGCAUUAAAAGCAGAACAAAAAAGAUUAGAUGAUGAAAAUGAAGAUAUAAAUGAAGAAGAAGAAGAUGACGAUGAGGAGAAAGAUGAAGAAAAUGAUGAUGAUGAUGAAGAUGAAGAUGAAGAUGAAGAUGAAGAUGAAGAUGACGAUGAUGAUGAUGAUGAUGAUGAUGAUGAUGAUGACUACGAUAAUGAUGAUGAUAAUACUGAUGAAAUUAAACAAGAUGAACAAAAUUUUGAAAAAGAUCCACAAGAUGGAAAUACCAAUAAUAAUGAUGAUAAUGAAGAAAUGAUUUUUGAAAUAACUGAUCAAGAACAAAGUGAAAUAGAUGAAGGUAAUAAUAAAGAUCGUUCAUUAUCACCACAAGUAUCACAUCGUCAACAAAAAAUUACAAUACCUAAAGAAACUCAGAAUAUUAUUUGA